AUGUCAACAUUUUGUUAAUUAUAUACAUAUAUAUGGAUUGGCAGAAGUUAUUACCGUUGCACCCAUAGUAAUUGUCGAGUGAAGAAGAGAGUGGAACGUCUGUCUGAGGACUGUCGAAUGGUGAUAACAACUUAUGAAGGUAGACAUAACCACUCCCCUUGUGAUGAUUCUACUUCAUCUGAACAUGAAGGCUUUACCUCUUUCUAGCUAGUACCUACCUACGUAGUAAUAUACCAAAUUAAAACGUUAUUGUAAUGGAUAUAUAUAGUGUACGUUGGUAUUGUAUGCUUUUUUAGUUUUAGUAAUUAAUUUAGGCUCUUCCUACAUCAUGUAAUUUUAUAUCGAUCUCUUGCAAGAUGCUCAAGGCCCAACCCAAUCCAACCCCCCCAAAUAGCCCAAUUGAAAAACCCUUUUUGGGCCACUAUUAACCCAGUCGAUCUAGGAAAUAUUAAAUGCAGUCCUCUCAGCUCUUUCUUCUCCGCGAGCGCGAGGGUCUGCACAGCUCCGCAGCAAUGGCUUCCAAGUUUCUCCAGCUCUACGGUUACGACUUGCUGUUGGGAUCAAUCGCUGCAUUUUAUGUGUUCAUGGUGCCGUAUACUAAGGUUGAAGAAAGCUUCAAUGUUCAGGCAAUGCACGAUAUUCUUUAUCAUCGACAUCACUUAGAAAAUUAUGACCAUAAGGAGUUCCCUGGUGUUGUACCUCGCACUUUCAUAGGUGCAUUGCUUGUGUCAAUUUUGGCAUCUCCAAUUGUAUUCACAAUGAGCUUGCUACAUUUGCCAAAACUUUAUAGUCUUAUUGCAGUACGGAUGGUAUUGGGUUGCAUCAUACUAUGUACACUGCGGUUUUUCCGUGUUCAGGUUAGGAAAAAGUUUGGAUAUCAAGUAGAAGCAUUCUUUGUAAUAUUAACAGCAAUUCAGUUUCAUUUGCUGUUCUAUUGCACCCGUGGGCUUCCAAAUGUACUAGCUUUGGGUGCAGUCAAUUUGGCCUAUGGGCUUUGGCUGGAAGGGAGCAUUUAUGCAGCUUUGAACUGUCUUAUUUUUGCUACAAUCAUCUUUAGAUGUGAUAUUUUGUUACUUCUUUGUCCUCUUGGAGUGGAGCUUUUGUUGACCAGAUCGAUAUCGCUAUUGAAAGCCCUAAAGUACUGCAUUGCAGUUGCAGUGCUGUGCAUAGGUCUUACAGUAUCUAUUGAUUCAAUUUUCUGGAAGAGGUUUUUGUGGCCUGAAUUUGAAGUUUUUUGGUUCAACUCAGUUCUUAAUCGGAGUUCUGAGUGGGGUACACAUUCCUUUCACUGGUAUUUUACUUCAGCACUCCCUCGCUCAUUACUUGCUGCAUACCCACUUUUCAUGCUUGGGUUCAUACUUGACAGGAGGGUUUGGCCCUUUGUUCUUCCAGUUCUCUCUUUUGUCAUACUUUACUCUAAACUUUCACACAAGGAGCUCCGUUUCAUUAUCAGUUCAGUUCCUGUCUUCAACUUAUCUGCUGCAAUUGCAGCUAGUAGAAUCUAUAACAACAGGAAGAAGAGUCUCUGGAAAAUUUUCAAUUUAAUUAUGCUGGGAUUGCUGUUAAUCAGUCUAGGCUGCACAGUCAUUACUUUUAUGGCCUCCUAUGAGAAUUAUCCCAGUGGUUAUGCAUUGAAGAAGUUGCAUAACGUUGGUGGUAUUGCCAACAAGAGCAAUGAACUCUGGGUUCAUAUUGAUCCAUUUUCAGCCAUGAAUGGAAUAUCCCUCUUUUGUGAAGAUGAUUUUCCAUGGAGAUACUCUAAGGAAGAAGGGAUUAGUCUUAAAGAAUUUGGUCAGAGAAAUUUCACCUAUCUUAUAAAUGAACAUUCUGCUAUUGAUGGAUUCAAGUGUUUAUUCAGUGAAAAUGGGUUCUCUAGGAUUCGUCUCCAACCGGGGUUUCCACCCAUCUUACUGGUUCUAGAACCCAAAGUUUAUGUUCAUGGAAAUAUGAAAAAUGAAGAAGUCAUGGGAAAAAAUUGGCCAGGAUGCUCAUGAACUCAAGGAAUCAAAUCUGUACGUUUAAAAUUGCUCCAGAGAAAUAGAGCUGCCAAACACUCAUUGUCCCUUCCUGUUUACGCCCUUGAUACGUUUAGCAGAUGGUAAGUUAACUUGUACAGUGAACUGAGUUCUCAAAUUGCUAUUGCCAUUGCGAUUAUGAAAUUGUAUCUUAAAGAAUAGGUCUUUCGAUAAUCAUAUGAAAUUAAAACGCUUGGAAACCUUAGAUGGACUUUUCCACUUACGGCAAUGAGCCAAAGACCAUGAACUAUUCUAUAUUUAUCCAUUUCUGGUCUCGGCUAUAUGGCUUUGUUAUUUCAAAAUAGAAAUGGUUUGAAUUU
Molecule: messenger RNA, 2335 nt
Organism: Rubroshorea leprosula
Lineage: Eukaryota; Viridiplantae; Streptophyta; Magnoliopsida; Malvales; Dipterocarpaceae
Source: the annotation of a GenBank genome assembly